This is a messenger RNA of Drosophila willistoni, 1768 nucleotides long. RefSeq names its product importin subunit alpha. The transcript has a single exon. Lineage: Eukaryota; Metazoa; Arthropoda; Insecta; Diptera; Drosophilidae. Gene Ontology annotation, cellular component: nucleus; cytoplasm. Gene Ontology annotation, biological process: NLS-bearing protein import into nucleus. The record is from RefSeq and is a predicted model, not a curated record. The coding region runs from base 151 to 1506 and encodes 451 amino acids. Gene Ontology annotation, molecular function: nuclear import signal receptor activity; protein binding.
UAAAGUCAUAGAUAUGAACUUCUAGUAGGUUUCCGAUUUAAGUUUCAGAGUGAUUUCCUUUACAUCUGAUAGUUCGUUUAGUCGAAAACUGAUUUUUGUCGUCCGAUUUCAGUUGCAAAAUAUAUUUUCUCACGUAAAGAAACUGUCAACAUGGAGAGUGAAAAGGAAUCCGAAAAAGAAUUGCAGCCGUGGGAACGCUGCGUGAUCAAUAUUACGUUGCGCAAGUCCAAAAACAAAGAAGAGAUGGCACAGCGUCGUAUUGCCUUUUUUAAAGAAAUGAAGCGUCAAACUAUUAAAUCGCCAUUAGAACUGAAGAUGGAGGAAAUGCUGGAGGCGAUUCGCAGCAAAAUUACAAAGAAUCAGAUCGAGGGCGUGCGCUGGUUUCGCGAAUUGUUGAGUCAAGAUUCUCCGCCCAUUGAUACACUAAUCGAACGCGGCAUUGUCCCUGUAAUGAUCAACUUCCUGAGCCACGGGAGCAAUCCGGAAGUGCAGCUUGCGGCCACCUCAGUGUUGUUCGGAAUAGCGUCUGGCAAUACGGAGCAAACUCGCUGCGUCAUGGACAACGGAGCAGUUCCUAAGCUGAUUGCGUUGCUGCAGUCGCCAAAAGCUAAAACUACCGCGCAGCCUUCCGAUGACACAGUUACGACUCAGCUUCCACUGCUUCGUCAGUUGGUUAAACUAUUGAUGAAUCUCUGUCGCUCUAAGAAUCCUCCACCUCGGACUGUCGAAGUAAAUCGUUUGAUGUCGGUGCUAAGGCAACUUUUGUUGCAUUCCGAUGUUGAAGUGCUUUCGGACACCUGCUGGGCCAUCUUUUAUUUGUCGGAUGAUUCCAGCUACAAAAUUCAAUCCGUGAUUGAAGCCAACGCAGUGGGUUUGUUGGUGAAUCUGUUGGACAAGCAUGAAGAUAUCAUCUUAAUUCCAACACUGCGGUGUGUUGGAAAUAUUGCCGCAGGCACAGAUGAUCAGACUGACACAGUGAUUCUUAAUGGGGCCUUACCCAAGUUGGUUCCCUUGCUUCAGCACCCGAAUAGCGAUAUAGUCAGAGAGGCCGCCUGGACAGUGAGCAAUAUUGCUGCUGGAGAUAGCCAGCAGAUUGAGGCCCUUCUGGAAGCUAAAAUAUACGUCGAAAUAAAGAAAGUUCUGGAGAGUGGACACUUCCGAGCUCAGAGGGAGGCCAUCUGGGCAGUGGCCAAUGCUAUUGUCUCGGGAACUACGCAGCAGACCGUGAAGCUAGUUCAGGAUAAUAAUCUACUGCCACCGUUCCUGAAUCAUUUGAAUGCAAGUGACGCUAGUCCCAAUAAUGUGAUCCUGGUCGGAUUGGAACAUCUGUUUUCUGCGGCUAAAGAACUUGGCAUCUUGCAGACUUUCUGCCAGACAGUCGAGGAAAUGGAUGGAUUGCAGAAACUGGAAACUCUUCAAUACAAUCAGAAUGCAGAAGUCUCUGCGAAAGCCACUAAAAUACUUGAUAGUUACUUUAACUACUACGAUAUUCUGGAGCCCCAAUAGAAAUGGACACAAACCCACCUAUGCUAUCGAUUGAUCCCCCACAACAUAAAACUCCACCCUAUACCAUAAUGUUUUCAUCAAUGUUAUGUAAUGUAUUUUAGAAUCGAGAGACUAGGAAAUUGUAAAAUAAUUUUAAAUUGUAUUUUGUAAAUCGCUGAUCUUAACCAACAAGAAUAAAGUAAUUUUGAAUAUUGGGCUCAGAUUUAAAAAAAGAUUUUGUCAUUUGGUCCGAUCUUUGAAAUUCGUUAUGAACAGCCUUUAA